This is a messenger RNA of Plodia interpunctella (Indianmeal moth), 762 nucleotides long. RefSeq names its product mitochondrial ribosomal protein L50 (gene mRpL50). Gene Ontology annotation, cellular component: mitochondrion; mitochondrial large ribosomal subunit. The record is from RefSeq and is a predicted model, not a curated record. Bases 143 to 706 code for a protein of 187 amino acids. Lineage: Eukaryota; Metazoa; Arthropoda; Insecta; Lepidoptera; Pyralidae. The transcript is spliced from 5 exons.
GUAGUGGAUUGGAUGUCAAAUAAAUGUCUGUCAGUCAGUCAUGAAAUAUUUUAAAAGUAAUUAAAAAAUUGUAAUUAAUACAUAAUUGUAGCUCUUGCAUUUUAUUUGUUAGUAUAAAUAAUAAAAGUUUCAGUACUAGACCAUGUUCAGGAACGUGUUGAUACCAGUUUCACGCACAAAUUUUCAGGUUAUUUCUGUUAGACAUAAACAGAUAAAACUACCGAAAGUCGAUAAAAAGUUGAAAGCAGCCGCUGAAUCUUUAGCCGCCCGAGGGUUUCUCCGACCAAACAAACCUUGGGACCCACCAGCUAACAUUGAGGAGACUAUUCUCAAAAUAUGUGCACAGAAAGGUCUCAAAGCAGAUGCCCAAUUUCAAGGAUUGGACAUCAAGUUUGACAUCCUCAAUGCCUGCUACAAAGAAACUGGCCACUCUGUUCCCAACUCUUUAUUACACACAAUAGAAUGUAUUGGUGACCUCAAGGAGUUUUAUAAAACACCAGUAGACACCAAAACACCAUAUGAUGCCUUGCUCAAAAUGGAUCUGCCGAAGAAUUUGCAUGUUCAAGAGAACUAUGUUCGCUUCCACCCUGAUAAAGACACCUUAUUCAAUGGAGUGUCAGCAUAUCCGAAGAGUUCCACCAUUGUGACUGGUCUUAGAUGGAAGAAGAAAUAUGAGGGAUACACUGCAAAGAGAUCCUGGCCUUAAAACUCUGAAUGUUUAUUGAUGUAUAGUAUAGUGUAUAAUAAAUUUUAUGUUGUUUA